Molecule: messenger RNA, 3270 nt
Organism: Phycomyces blakesleeanus NRRL 1555(-)
Lineage: Eukaryota; Fungi; Mucoromycota; Mucoromycetes; Mucorales; Phycomycetaceae
Exons: 7
Coding region: 1-3270 (1089 amino acids)
Biological process (GO): protein phosphorylation
Cellular component (GO): cytoplasm
Molecular function (GO): ATP binding; protein serine/threonine kinase activity
Source: RefSeq, a predicted model, not a curated record
AUGUCUAUCAACACCCAUAAAGGUUCAACAUUCUAUCAGUCUCAAGAUGUACACGAUAUUGCGAGUCUUUUUGUUGAUUCUAGAAUUAAUUCUGAAGACAUUCACGCAACUGGUACCGACGACAACCGGAUUUCAUUUAAUUCUCAAAGCAAACCCAAUCUACAGCAUCUUAUUCGCCCUAGUUCUGAUGAUGUUAAUUCACGAACGCCCAGGGAAGAGUAUUUGUCUAUUCAUCGUGCGCAAAUGAGAGCUCCUGAAUCAUAUUCUCAUGAUUCCAAGUCCUCUCAAUUUUACGGCGAUAUUAAUGACCAUUCAGUGCAAAGAAAUCCUAAUCUUACUACCGUUUCCCGAGCCCCUGUCGAUAUUCCUCCCUUGGCUCAAAGCCAUAGAACAUCUUCCAAGCUUCUAGUCACUACUACUCUUCCUCCGCCGGUCCGCAUUUUCAGAGGAACCCAGCAACUAAGUGCUCCUGGGCCAAUGCGGGUUUUUGGAGGCCCUAUUAAUAAAAUUCCCCAAACUCCGUACCUUCAUAGUACCUUUGCUUAUCAAAAUCCUAGUGCUUCAGGAAGUGUAACUUCUCGACAUAUAUCGGAAGGUAUACAAUCUUUCUAUUUACAUCCGGAAGAUCCGGGAAACGAGCAAGUUUAUCCAAAACCUCAGAUUUCCAAUUUCGCGGACAAUAUUAUACAUCAUUCUACUGGACUGAAGUCUUCCGCUACACCCCUAAUCCUCCGCACAGACCACUCACAUCCUCCUAGAUAUGCACCUCCAGUUUUACCACUUCCACCAGAAAAUCUAUACAGAAAGGCACCUCGAAGAGCUACACGUACCCCAAAAAAACAAACAUGCUUCAAGGAUAAUUCAAGAAAUAUUCAUUUGGCUCGGCAGCCUGCUUAUACAAACCCCUUUAAAAAUCCUUCUUACCUUGAUGAUCAGGAUAGAGUACCUCCGAUUGAAAAUGUAAAUUCCUUUAAUGAUAAUAAUAUCUAUCUCAGAGCACCGAUGCUAGACGGGGAAUCUUUGUACGAUGGGCUAUACGACAAUUUCGAUCCGGUCCCCAACCAGGCUUCAAAGGACAUGCUUUUGCGUAUCACCGAAAAUUGUCGAAUUGAACAAUCUAAUACUUUACACAAAAUCGAUACACCUGCUGUAUUUAAUCCUGAGCUUCCUCCGUUGCAUCCGCACGACCAUCUUACUCAAGCAAAUUUAGAUUAUCCACCUCAUGGGUUAAAUCUGCCACUUGUAAGAAAUAAUCUCACUAUUCAGGAGCUGCAUAAGCGGCUAUUUGAAACAUCCGUUAAUAACACCCAAGCUAGAUAUGAUCUUCAAAGAGCUAUUGAAAAUCAUCAAGAUUAUCGCCAGACUCUAGAGAGGGUUUCUUCGCAAUUUCACGCAUAUAAUCCCAGAGGCUCUGUCUUAUCAAAUCGUGGCAUAUACUCUCUCGAUCCCAACCAACUUAUAGCUCCAACAGUCCCGUCUGCACACACUGAAGAAGUCUAUGACGCUAAUCAUCAAUAUUGGGAGUGUAGAUUCGCCAACAUUUGUCCAAUAGAGAACCCUGGCCGAAAGCCACGAGUUGUGGAUUUGGGUGACGGUAACUUCCAACUGCCUAGAUCCUCGGCAGGAAGCCUAGGUGGUGGGGACAAUAAUGCUGGCGACUCAUUUCCAACCAAUAGCUUCUUACAGGAAAUUCAAAGAGCACAGGCUUUGCUUCCAUUUAAGCCUCGCAAUCAAACAAUUAGCAAUGCCAAUAUGACCCAGGAAAGCCAGAAUACUAACAAUAGAGAGUGUUUAAAUGUCUCUGGAUUUGGUGCCAAUACACUUCCACCACCGAUCCCCGAUAAGACGCAAAUAGGAACACUACCUCCAGUACACUGUACGCGCACAAUGUUGGAGAAUUUUAAUCGCUCUAUCCCAAAUGCGCAUACAGUUAUAGAUCCUAAUGAGCACCGUAUCUCAAAUGCGCACAACGAAGUCGACGACUAUCUGAAUUUUCUUAUACCAUUAGAGCGCCCAAAAAAAGAAAUAAGCUGCGUUCCUGAAAAAAAAACCAGACACAAGCCAAGCUUAAGAAUAGAUCCGUUGCAUAAGGCAAAAAUAGCGUUUGGCGGGAAAGAAGUCAGUCCAGGUGCCAAGCGUAUUGAGAAUUUUAUCGACCCACCAAAACCACAAAAAUAUGUCUUGAGCAAAAAUCCUGUGAUUUAUUUAAAGUACAAAAACCGAUACAACCAUUGCUAUCAUGAGAAUCCAUGGGUUAAUGCCGGGCUUAGUCCUAGUAUUACCGAGUCAGGAACCGAAAACCAACCUAGGACAGCUCUUGAGGAAUUGAAAAAAGUUAUGCCUUUAGGUAAAGUGCAAGGCAAACAAAGAUUCGAUACGUAUAUGAUGCAACGAGAUUUAGGAUUUGGUGCCAAUGGUGUUGUAAAAGAAAGUUUGAUUCCUCUCAAGAAGCCAGGAACAUAUCUCGCAGUAGCCAUCAAAACCUGCAGUUUCGAUACAGCUUACACAGAUGAGAACGAAUACAUCCUGCGUGAAAUCGCUAUAAUGAAUAGAAUGAGACACAAACGAAUUAUCCAAAUUUACGAAGUGUGUCUGCUUGGUAAAGUAGCAAAACUGGCAAUUGAAUUAAUGGCUUGCUCUAUUGGAAGACUGGCCAGUGCAAUGGAAGAACCAAUGCAGGAAAAUAUGGCAAUGCGUAUUACGAGAGAUGCUCUCGAAGGACUUGCUUAUCUUCACUCCAGAAAAUACAUACAUAGAGAUAUAAAGUGUGAUAAUAUGAUGAUCGACUGGGGAGGUGUCGUCAAGAUUGGUGAUUUCGGUCUUGCGAUUCCAUUCAAUAAAAUCAAGCGUGGUGUGGCUGGGACUUUUAGAUGGAUGGCACCGGAAGUAAUUAGUAAAGAAAGAUAUGAUUCUCGGGCUGAUAUUUGGUCUCUUGGAAUAUCCUUAAUUGAGAUGAUGGACCGUUUACCACCAUAUGGAAACAGUUUUGAAAACGCCAAGGAGCUUGAAAACCAUAUUAUCUGUGGACCAACUCCAUUUUAUAUGACGUUUGAUCCCACUAUACAUAUGAGAAAUAUUACAAAGUCUAUGCUCACCCGAGAUCCUCAUAAAAGACCAAGAGCAAAGGACUUACUUAGUAUAAUCAAUGGCAUGUUCGAUCGAGGGGAUUAUGCUUAUGUAACCUCACAGGUUCUAGCUGACACAGUGAAGACAUAUAUCCUCCCAAGCCAAACAUAUCUAGCUAAGAAAGCACCAGUUCAGCAAGGCUAG